This is a messenger RNA of Striga asiatica, 1341 nucleotides long. NCBI's taxonomy places the organism in Eukaryota, Viridiplantae, Streptophyta, Magnoliopsida, Lamiales, Orobanchaceae. The record is from the annotation of a GenBank genome assembly.
AAAAAAAUGAAGGUGAACGUAGGAAAAUAUUGGGAUGGAGAGAGAAAAUAUUUUUUGGGAAGAAGAGCUACAAAAAAAUAAUUUGUAAUUCUUGAAACUUUCUAACCGUUGGAUAUCUAAGUAGUUAAUUCGACGGUCCUCAUUAGAUACAGCAGAUAGGGGAAGGUGCUGCCGCUGCAGAGGCUCCGGAUUCUUGAAAUACCACGGCUCACAGUAUUCUUAUCUUCUCUCUCACACUAUCCUAAUUCAACCUAACACAUUCCAGAUCCAGUGGCGAUGGCGUAUGCUUCUCUGUCGAAUGUUAGCGCGAUUUUAGCUCCACAAUGUGUCUCAUCUACCAAAAGUAGGAGCGCAGUUUGCUCCUUUGGGUAUGCGAAGCUUCGGAAAUCUUCAUUUUCAUCGUUGAACUCUUUGUCCGGUUCGUUCUGCCUCUCUUCGGAUUUUCCAGUUAGGAGCAGAGGUGGCUUUAAGCCUCACUCAGUUCGAGCUAUGGCUGAAGAAGCAACUGUUCAAUCAAAAGUGACACACAAAGUUUAUCUUGAUAUAAGCAUUGGAAACCCUGUAGGAAAGCUUGCUGGAAGAAUUGUAAUUGGCUUGUAUGGUGAUGACGUGCCACAAACUGCAGAAAACUUCCGUGCUUUAUGCACAGGGGAGAAGGGUUUUGGCUACAAAGGUUCCUCAUUCCACCGUGUUAUUAAGGAUUUCAUGAUCCAAGGUGGAGAUUUUGACAAAGGAAAUGGCACAGGCGGUAAAAGUAUAUACGGGCGUACAUUCAAAGAUGAAAACUUUAAGCUGGUUCACACUGGACCUGGAGUUGUUAGCAUGGCAAAUGCUGGCCCCAAUACCAAUGGGAGCCAAUUUUUCAUCUGUACUGUCAAGACACCAUGGCUAGACCAGAGACAUGUUGUGUUUGGACAAGUCUUGGAAGGCAUGGAUGUUGUAAGGCUGAUUGAAUCUCAAGAAACAGACAGAGGUGAUCGUCCGAGGAAGAGAGUGGUUGUUAGUGACUGUGGUGAACUUUCAGUCGCUUAGGUUGGAUUUACUUCUAUUCAGUAGAAGACUCGGCUGUUUUGUGGCAAUCAAAAGUUUUUCUCAUGUCAGCUGAAGUCUUAGAUUAGGGGCUGUCUAUUUCAUGAGGCUUGUCAACUGGAAGUAGUAUCAGUAUGUUGAGGAAAUUGGAUGAAAUUGUAGUUGUAUCUUAUUUCAGAUGCUACCUUUGAGUUGUUUCUAUUUAAUGUUGAACCGAAAAAUUGUAGUAUUAUAUCUGCUCCCAGAGAUUUUGCCCAUAAUUAUAAUAAUCUAGCGGAUAUAUGAUGGGAUAUAUGAUGGUAGUUACGCGUA